Messenger RNA from Heterocephalus glaber (naked mole-rat), 1556 nucleotides. It is a transcript of the gene Nicn1, whose product is annotated as nicolin 1, tubulin polyglutamylase complex subunit. The record is from RefSeq and is a predicted model, not a curated record. Gene Ontology annotation, cellular component: nucleoplasm. Lineage: Eukaryota; Metazoa; Chordata; Mammalia; Rodentia; Bathyergidae.
UAAGAUUCCCGGGAGUUGUAGUUUUUGUAGCUCUGUUGGGGACGCCCGGAAGGGUUAUUGUGGUUGGAGACUCCAAAAGGCGAUAGCGCUUGUUAGCGAUAGCUGGCACCAUGUCCCGACUGUCGGUGCCCUGUCACGUGAAAGGCGCCGUAGCCCUGCAGGUGGGGGACAUGCGGACUUUCCAAGGCCGGCCCGGUGUGGUGGUCAUCGAUGUCACCUUCCCUAGCAUCGAGCCUUUUGAGUUGCAGGAGAUCACAUUUAAGAAUUACUACACAGCCUUUUUGACCAUCCGUGUCCGUCAGCAUACCUCAGCACACACACCAGCUAAGUGGAUGACCUGCCUACGAGACUGUUGUCUGAUGCCUGAUCCACACAGUGAGGAUGGAGCCCAGGAGUAUGUAUCGCUAUUCAAGCACCAGAUGCUGUGUGACAUGACUAGAGUACUGGAGCUGCGUCUGAUUCUGCGGCAGCCGUCACCACUGUGGCUGUCUUUCACAGUGGAGGAGCUACAAAUCUACCAGCAGGGACCAAAGAGCCCCUCUGUGACCUUUCCCAAGUGGCUCUCUCACCCGAUGCCUUGUGAGCAGUCUGCCCUCCUUCUUGAGAAUUCUAAGGGCAGUACUGGGGAGAGACCAAUGGCCAUUGACCCCUCCCUCUGGAGCAGGGUCUCCCAGACCCCAGCAGGGUAUCCUCUGAAGUGCAGCAGAUGUGGGCGCUGACAGAGAUGAUCCGGGCCAGUCACACCUCCACAAGGAUCGGCCGCUUUGAUGUGAGUUAUCUCUUCCCUCUGCUUGGCUUGCAUUGCCCUGAGCAGGUCAGACCUCAUAGUCCUUUGUGUUACAGGUGGAUGGCUGUUAUGACCUGAACUUGCUCUCCUACACUUGAGCUGAGAUUUUGGCCUUUCCCUGCCCACCAGACUUGGUUUGGGCCAUCAGCGGCAGAAGUGUGUUCCCUGUGCAUUCUGACUGUUGUCUGCAUGGCCAUUGUCUGGGCCACGUCCACAGAUUCAAAAUUCUAGGGACUUAUGAUGUUGCUUCAGCGUGAGUUCCUGGCAAGGGUGCAUUCUUUCUUCACCUGGCUGCAACAGAAUUCCUUCUACCCUAAAAAUACUCCAGUUCUUUUUAUUGAGUGCCCUCUGCCCAUCUUGCCCACAUGCACACCCCUGUCUUCUGUGGCUCCCCACCCUGAAGUGCAGUGAGCUGGACUGAACCAGUUCCAUCUAACCCUCAAAGGCCACUGCUACCUUGGCACUGAGGAAGAAAGAGAUGCCCUGUUCUUCCUCUGGGCCCCAUAGCGGCCUUCUUUCUCUUUGUACUAUGUCCACAAAAGAAUUUCUUUUUUAAAACUUUAUUAUUUUUAUUAGUACAUAUUUGUCAUAUAUGUUGAUCACAUUCAUCAUAGGAAAUUUGUACAUGUAUAUAAAACAUCUCAAUUCUUCUUUUCACAAAAAGAAAUUUCUUGUCUAAACUCUUCUGCUACUAUCUGCUUAGGAAGCAAAGCUGGGAUUUUUUUUUUUUUUUUUUUUUUUUUUGGUACUGGGGAUCGAACUUGGGACC